UUUAUUAAAUUUAUAAAAAGCGUUGCAUUAACUGUGAAAUAAAACUUUGUUGCAAUUAACAUUAAUAGUGAACAUUUGUAAGCAACUACUGCGCAUGAAAAGAAUAAAAGAAACUUCUUUAAAAAGACGCCAAUAUUAAAAAAUUACUUGCAAACAAAAGUGCAUCUAAGCAAAAUGUUUAACAAAUUGCAUGGUAUGAAACUGUUUGACAGCCGGUUUGUGGCCAACACAUUAAACAAUGCACGACGUUGCCCAAAGUGUCGCAAUGAAUAUUCCUACAAUUAUGACACGUCCGAUAGGUUUGAUAGUGAUCACCAUGUCAAAAGCAAUCGGCCCAUGUUAUUGGCCUGCGGCCACAAUAUGUGCGAGAAUUGUGUCUAUCACAAUCGCCACAACCUAACCUGCGGUACAUGCCUCAAGCCCGUUCUCAUAACACAAGAACCAGCAAAACAAUUUUCAAAUUUUAAAGUACGCGAUCAUUUUGAUAUGAAUUUCUUUUUGAUGGGACAAUUGAAUCAUUGGCGUUUCUAUCGCAAAGAGGGUUCAGCCAACAACACUCUGUUAAUGAGUGCAGCUGGACGUUCAAAUAUCAAUAGUACUAUGUUCGAUGCAGAUGCCAGUGUAGCAACGUCGUCGGUUAUAAAGUGUGCAGAAUGUGAAUUGGUACCGUCAUUGGGUAAAUGUCGAACAUGCAAAUUCUACUAUUGCAAGCGAUGUUUCGAUAAUGUGCACAAGAAUAGUAAAGUAUUGAAAUUGCACACGCUACAACGUUUCGAUAAGGAUGCAACUACAUACGGGGAACUGGUGCGUUUAACAAAGCCGCGUUUUUGUAAGCGACAUCAGCGUCAUUCUGAUCGUUAUUGCCCGAAAUGUGAUUUUGUAUGCUGUGGAGAAUGUGCUCGACAAGACCAUCAAUAUCAUCACUAUCGAAAAUUAUCAGAUGAGAACGAAAAGUUAAUGGAAGAAUUACAUGUUACUCUGGAUAAUGCUCAAUUGGCUCGAGAGAGUUUAAAUAAAGGUCAAAAGGACAUUAAAGCUGUUGAGACCCAGCUCGAGGAAUAUGCCGCGAAAACAUUGGAGGAAAUAUCAAAUUAUUAUGUACAACUUCAUAGUUUUUUACAGAAUGAAGAGAGACAUAUUAUGGACAAGUUCAGUGAAAUGUGUCAGCAGCCACAAUUUAUGUUACGUCAAUCUAAUAUCAAACUUAAUGAAUCUCUAGAGACUUUAAAUUCCAUACGCAGCACUCUUGAGAAGUUUGAACACUCUCCACCAGUAAAUGUUUAUUUAGGUCACAUAUUGCCUAAAUAUGAUCAACUUCUACAACAAAUACCAUCUAAUAUACAAAUUACUAAACCGCACAGUAAUCCAUUUAUUUUUGAAAUUAAACACGAUUUACGACAAGAUAUACAUAAUGCAAUUGAAUACAACUAUAAGGAUCCAAAAAUAUUGAUCAAAAUUGAUAGAUCGUUUUACGACUCAAAUCCUUCAAUUGCUGAUAGCACUCCCAUCAGUAUGCCGUCAUCCACUUUAAAUAUAACGCUGAACAAAAGCGUAUCGCCUAAACCCAAAACGAAUAAGAAAAAUAAAAAGAAAACAAAUUCAAGAAACUUAAAUCAAAACAACGAUAUCUCUAUGACUAAUAAUGCUGCUGCUCCCGAUCCGAAUCAUGAUGGAGCAAAUUUAGUACAUAUAACAAAUAUUAAAUCACCAGAAAGUUUUUACAUACAAAACGUAAAUGAGAUACAUACAAUACGAAAACUCUCUCAUACAUAUUUGUUGAAUGCUAUUGCAAACAAUAUACCGAAAAUAAUUGCUGAAGGUUAUUACUAUAUGGCCUAUCAUGUUACCGAGAAGCAGUGGUAUCGUGGCAUGCUAAAAAAAAUUUUACCCAAUGAUCUGUAUAAAAUAUUUCUGAUGGAUUUUGGCAUAAGUAUGGAAGUGUCGAAAGACAAACUUUGUGAUAUCGAGGAAAGACAUUUAAAAAUACCAUUUGCCGCCAUACGGUGUGCUAUAUAUGAUAUUAUGCCGGUGGGCAAAAAAUGGACUGAAGUAGAAAAUAAUUUGUUAUUAGAACUGUUGCACAACAAACCUGCACGUAUCAGCAUUAUCGAAAAAGUAAGCAAUGAUAUGCUUAAAAUUGAUUUACACACAGAAAAAUCAAAAUCCGUACAUGAUACUUUUUUAUAUACAGGCCUGGCCCGUGAGAGGCCAGGAUUAAACAGCUUUAAACUGCAAGUGAAGGCGAAUGUACCAAUUAUUAAAAUCGAGGAACGAAUUCCAAAAAUGAACAUACAAGAUAGUGAAAUAUUACAGGUAACUGUGUUGCACGUGGAAGGACCUGAGGAAUUUUAUGUUAUUAAGAACGAAUUAAUUGAAAGUAAGGAGGAACUGAGAAGAGAAUUAAACGAACACUAUCAUAAUAAUUCAACAAAACUGCAACAGAUUUAUUUGGGCACUGUGCAAAUGUGUUGUGCCGUUAAUGUCAAUGAUGUUUGGUAUCGCGCUGUCAUAGAGGAGAUCAAAGACAGGGGACAAUUAAAUAUACGUUUAGUGGAUGAAGGACGCAGAGAACUUAUAAAUUGGAGACAAGCUUUUGUUUUGAUUGAACAAUUUCGCAAAAAACGCGAAUUUGCAUUACCAUGUACAUUGGCGGAUAUCGAACCACUUCAGCAAAAUAAAUAUGUUUAUACUGCCGAGGCUAUAAAGGAUUUCAAACAAAUGACCACAAAUCCCCAAUUACGUAUGGAAGUAGUGGCGGUUACAUCGAAGAUAUAUAAAGUGGUUUUGUACAUUUGCAAAAAGUCGUUGGACAUUAAUAUAGGAGCUUCAUUAGUGAAGAACAAAUAUGGUAUUUCUACAGGGGAAUCAACACAAAUAAUAGAAGUAUCGAAAACACUUAAAACUAAAAAUAAUCAGCCAUUUACAAUCCAUUCCAACGAUGAUAAUCUAAAAGCCUCAACUGCCAACCCAAUAAAACGUACACUUGUUAAAAUCACACAUGUUAUAAAUCCCGGUGAAUUUUAUAUACAAUUGGCCAAUCUUAUCCAGGGUACAAAAGCCUUUCAUCAGCAAAUACAAGAGGUUCAAGCCAAAAAGAGUGGUACCAAGCAGCCACUACCUUAUGAAACGCGCGAAUGGUUUGAGAAUAACCACUGUCUUGUCUACACAAAAUAUCAUAGUUCCCAAUUCACACAACCACCAGAUGGGCCUCUGCUCGAUCAUUUUGAAUGGUACCGUGGGAUUAUUACCAAAAUAACUUACCUUCCCGGAGAAGAGCCAACAUUUUCGGUAUUCCUAAGAGAUAUUGGUGUCACCAUAUGCUCGAUUUAUAGUCAACAAUUGUACUCGAUUGAUCCGCAAUUAGAUCGUGUUACAAAUGCAGUAUAUUGUUGCCACCUGGCCUGUAUUGAACCAGCUGGUGGUAAAACCUGGUCUCAAUCGGCCAUCGACAGUUUUCAACACUAUGUAAUGACUGCCGAAACAUUGUCAGUUUCGUUGCACGGUAAACGCAAUCAGGAGAAAAAUUCAUUGGCCAUCGUUUUAUGGAGUUCGAAAAUGGAGACGGCUAAUCCCUUGGCACCGUGUAUUACGAAAUAUUCCAAUAUCAAUCGUAACUUAGUUAGAAAAGGAUUGGCUCACAUGGUGGAGCCCUUGGACACUAAACAACAAUUCGAUCAAAUUGAAGAAAUGGAAUUAGCAAAUGGCGAAAUAACAUUGGAACAAUGGUUUAAAUCAUUUUCGGACAAUGUUUUAUUAAAAGAACUUGAAAAUACUGGAAAACUACCACUACAUUUAAACAUAACUGCUGUUGAUGCCAUUGAAAGUAAUGAGUUCUACAUGGAUGAUCAUCCUUUAAGUGUCCAUCUGAACGAAAUGGAUUUUAAAGAAACCACCGGCCAGAGAGCUCCUCCAACAUGGUUUGCAUCUAAAGUUAUUACAAAAACAUUAUUUUCUGGCUAUCCCACAUACAUAGACUUCGAUUGUGUUGUGUAUUUACAUGAGGCGGGCGAUAAGAAGUUUUUGGACAAAAUAACUAAAAAGUUAACAGACACCUAUGGACCUGUAGAGCCACCGUCAAACGAGUAUCGGUUUGCCAUUGAUCAAGCGUGUGUAGUUAAGUACCACGUUGAUGCGAAAUAUUAUCGUGGAAUCAUAACAGCAGAUAUGAAUUCUGAACGUGAAUGGAGUGUACAAUUCAUAGACUAUGGCAACGUUGAGAUGGUGGGGGUUAAAGAUUUACGUCCGUACGCUCCGUUUCCCAAUUUACCGGCCAUGGCAACUAAAUACAUAAUCGAUGGUAUCAAACCUAAAGGAGGCGCCGCCAAAUUUAAUAUUGGUGAAUUGGAUCAAAUGCAUGCCAUGCUUGUUACUAAAUUUGUAUCGAUACGUAUACAGUCCACUGAGCUGCAAAAUAAAAUUAAACGUUGUAGCAUGCGUUUGGGAGCAAUAGAUGUGGCUGGAGAUAUUAUUAACAGAGGACUAGCAGAAGCUGAUUACAAACCACUUUCUGAAAACGCAAUAACAGAAACAAAACCUUUCAUUUUAUCCCAACUGGAUGGCGAUUUGAAUACAGUAGGUUCAAUCAAAUCACGUAGAAGUCGUAAUCCUUUACCCGUUGCACCGGUUGAAGACUAUGCGAUUUUUAGUCAAAGCAAUAACAUGAGUAUCGAUUGCGAUUAUAUGAAUGAUAUGGGAAAUAUAAAGGACGGCGACAACAGUUUGUCGGAUGAUAGUGAUGCUGCUGAUCCUGACAAUGAUGACGAUGAUAAGUAUAGCGUUCAAUUUGAUCAUCUUAAUGAAAUGUUAGAUCGUUUGUCAAAAAACAAAAACAUUGAUCAUUGUACAAAACCAAUGGCGAAAACUACAACAGAAACAAUAACCACUAACACGGCCUCAAAUAAACCACCACCGACCAAAAAACGUAUGUUCAACGAUAAUGAUUAUACAAAAAUGAUGAAUGACAUGAUGGUGUAUGAUACUGAUGAUAUCGUCGAUAAUUACCAACAUGAAUUUGACCUUGAUGAUAAUGACAACGACGGUGAUGAGGAUGAAGAUAUUAUUGAAUUGGGACAAAGUUUUGCCAUGAACUAUUGGCAUAAUGCUGCUGAAGACAUGCGCGAGGAAGAAGAUGAAGAAAUUAUUGAGCAACUAGAUCGUAGAGCUUCUUUAUCUUAUGAAGAUCCAGAUAUCGAAUCCGAUUUCGAUGUUUUUCAUCCAAACGAAACCUCGACUGUACUCUCACAUUUUAGUGGUAUUGAAUAUUUUAAAUCACCUCAAUUACCAGCCGCCAUGCAUCACUUCAAUUGCAGUGUUGUCUCCAUUGUUACACCAACGAUAUUGCAAAUAUUUCCUCAUCACACAGAAUUUCGCUAUCGCCAAUUGGAAUUGCAACGAUCCAUUAAAGAAAUCGUCAAACUAUCUCUACCACCGCUUACGAAAUUCGAACCACGUACUAUAUGUUUGGCCUGUUACACAAAAGACAAAAUCUGGUAUCGUGCCGUUAUACGUUCUUAUAAUCCAACUGCCAAGACUGUGGAUGUUUUCUAUGUUGACUAUUUGAACAGUGAGACACUGUCCGUAAAGUAUAUUCGUCAGUGUCCACAAGAAUUAUUGGGUUGGCCCCUACGUACCUUCCGUGUACGUUUACAUGGCAUACAAGUGAAUCCAAAUGUCAAAGAGCAUGAAAUACGUUUGGGCCUGCAUCAUAUUUUGAACAAACGUAAACUAUUUGCUGUUGUUAAAAAACAUCCCAAUUAUAAUAGUCUAGUUUUGGGUAAUACCUUGAACAAAACGGAACUUAUAGAUAUAGCUCUGUAUGAGUCUAAAGAAGAAUCUCUUAAAGGUAUAACCAUUUAUGAGUCCCUCAUUGAAAAGAAUUAUUUUUUACGUUUUUAAUUGUUUUGAUUUUUGAUACACUUUUUUAUGGAAAACUAUUUGAUUUCUUGUUUAUUUUUUUUAUUAUUUACUUUCUAAAAAGUAUAUUGCAUUAUUUUUUAUGUUAAUUUUUUAAACAUUAUAUAUUAAUAAAAAUUAGAAUUUAUAAAAAAAAAA
This is a messenger RNA of Calliphora vicina (urban bluebottle blowfly), 6051 nucleotides long. RefSeq names its product qin (gene qin). Gene Ontology annotation, molecular function: zinc ion binding. The transcript is spliced from 13 exons. Lineage: Eukaryota; Metazoa; Arthropoda; Insecta; Diptera; Calliphoridae. The record is from RefSeq and is a predicted model, not a curated record. The coding region runs from base 175 to 5895 and encodes 1906 amino acids.